GAAUUUUACUUUUUCAAAUACAUUACUCACUCUAACUUUUAAAAUAUGCAAUUUUGGCUGCCAGUUUUUAAUUUUUUGCUUUACUAGUUAGGACAAAUUAAAGCGUAAGGUCAUUAAGGCUGUCAAAUAACAUUUGGUUAUAGGGGGGGGGGGGUUGAGAGACAAAACCUAACUGCUAAGUUAAAUAGUAGUUAAAUAGUCACUAUUUGAAUUUGUCUUGAUAUAUAAAAAUGAAUUAUUUUUAAUUAUUAUCAUUAUAAUAUACACUGGGAAGACAGCACUGGCAGGAAAAUUGGGAGUAAAGCCAAAUACCCUCUAUAUAUAUAUGUGUGGACUAGUCUAUGUUUAUUCACAUAGCAUAGAUAGAGUGUGACAUUAGUAUAGGCUAUAACUAUAGGGCCUUUAAAGUUUAUAGAGUAGGAACUGUUGACCAUCAUCCACAUUUUAUUACUAAAAAAAAAAUUUAUGCAUCACACAAUGUCAAAAUAUGUGAUGCUCCUCCCCCUAUUAUAUGGGGGAAAACAUGGAUGGCCCCCUACUACUGCCCUACUUUUCAUGUUUAAGUUAAACAUGAUUAAUGAUUGCUAGCAUAACCUAAUCCCAUUUCUAAAUUUAUACGAAAUUUAUGCCAAAUUUAUAUAGGGUUGCUCAUAAGCCAAAUGCAUACAUCACUAUAUUUAAAUAGGUAUACUUCUUUUGAUGACUUUUUUUUACUUUACUUACAAACUUAUAGACAAUUAUUCCUGAGAAUAACCUAAUAUUUCCACACAAUUUACAGAAUGUCUCUGUAAAUUGUGUGGAAACAUUAGGUUAUAAAAAGGGUAAUCUUUUUUCUACCACCUGCACUAAUAUCUUGACACAGCAAUUCAGGUUCUGAGAUAAUAUGAGCCAACUUGCCUCACUCAGUAAUCUUGUUAAAAGCCUUUUUAACAAGUGAUACUAUUUUGGGGUUUCAAAUUAUACACUUUUUAUAUUUGGCCUUCUGAACAACCGUAAGAUGCACAUAGUCGCAUAAUUAUUUUGUACCAUUCUGAUUGGUUAGUGAUUAUGUGCUGCCAUCUCCAAAUGUUGAUAGUUGCUUUAAGAACAACUAAAACAAAGAGAAAAAAAAAGACUUUUGAUCUUGUAAAGUUUGUUAAAUUGUUGGGUUGGUACAGAAAGACUGUACAUUAAUAACCAACACUAUAAAUCAUGAAAUGAGGUUAAUUCUUUUAAAAACGUUUAUUUAUUUCAUAGAUAUAUAUAUUAUAUAAAGUUCAACAUUAAAUACAAAAUUGUACCCAAUUCAGAAAAUCUACAAUUUUUUUUUGCCUAGCUAUUAUAUUUUGUGGACUUACUGUUAUUUAUAUUUGCAUUCAUUAAACAAAAUAAUUUUUUCAGGAAAUCGAGGGGUGAAUACCUUUUGUUGAGCACUUAACUAUUCAUAAAGAAAUCAUUAAUCAAAUGGCAAGUCUUGAUACUAUUGACAACUUUAUUGAUGGUGAAUUUUGCACCACUGAUGACUAUCUUGAGAGCUAUGAUCCAUCCACUGGUCAGGUGUGGGCCAAAGUAGCAAACAGCUCGCCUAAGGAUGUAGACAAGGCAGUGCAAGCUGCAGAAAAGGCUUUUCCCCUGUAAGUGUGUUACAUUGCAUUAUAAGGUUUUAACAAUUUAAUCUGCUGUUGGAUUGGCUCAUUAAAAGAACAAUACGUAACAAAAGACUGAAGCCAGUGUAGUAAGAAAAAUGAUAUCAAAGCUGGUGAGGUUUACAAUAAUCAAUAGAUUUACACUAAAAAUUCUGAAAUCAUAACCACAAUAUCAAAGCUAUAGAUAUGAGAAAAGUAAACAUAUAUACUAACUUAAGCACUUGAAUAUGUAUAGUAAUAAAAGGUGCAAAGAGUAAUCCUCACACAUACGGUUAAAAUGUUAAUCCACACAAGUAAGGGAGAGGGGGAAAAAUAGUAAUCCACACAGGAAAAUAUUAAUCCACACUAGUAAUGGAAAUGUAAAAAUAUUUAUCCACAUACAAUGGUAAAUAGCUCUUGCUAUGUCUUGCUCCAGUCUGUUUGAAACACAAUUAACCGUCUUAGUUAUAGUAGGAGACAGAACUUCUAGAACAAAAUCAUACCUUGUCUAGAAAGGCACAUCACAUGUGUGAGUUGUGCAUGUGAGAGCCCUGCAUCUCAUUAAGAGCUUUCACAGUCACAAACCCAUGUUAUCUUUCAUAAUUCUUGUCUUGAAAUUUCUGCAUCUUAAUGAACAAGUUUCCUAAUCAACAUGUGGCACAUGUUCAUAAUCAAGCAUGUGGGAGAUAUAGUAGUGUGUUGCACCAAAUUAGCUUGUGGUGUCACAAAACAGCAGAGAGGUGAUAGACCUGAGCUGUAACAAAGCGUAAGGUUUAAAAAAAAAUUCUCAAUCAUAUCAUCUUGAAUGUUGUGAGGGGGACUAUAAGGGGAAAUUAUGAACUAUUUAUUAUCUCUUAUGUAAAAUAAUGUAAUACUUUUUGUAAUUAAGCCGCGUGAUUACUUUCACAGUGUUGUAGAUUUAUUUCAAUAUUAAAACCAAAUAGUCGAGUCUUGAUUUAAACAAUGCAUUAAGUCUUUUAUUUUUUCAGUUUUUUAAUUUUCUAUAAGGAGGUUAACACAUAACUUUGUCAAGAUAUCAAGAAGUUUUUUUUUUUUAAAACCAAAACUGAGUGGCAUGAACUACAAUAUCUUAGCACUUUAAGAAUUACAUUUAGCAUCCUCGCCAAUAACUCAGGUGGUCUGCUACCUCAGUGGAUCAAAGGUCAAAAUUAUUGCUGAAGAUAGCAGAUCUGAUCGAAGCAAGACUUGAUGAGUUUGCGGAAGUUGAGUCACAUGACCAAGGCAAGCCUGUCGCACUUGCAAAGAAAAUUGACAUUCCACGGCUUGUACACAACUUCAGAUAUUUUGCUACUUAUGCCCUUCAUGACGUAAACAGGUACGUAAAAAUUGGAUCACUUACAAGAUAUUAAUUAUAUAUUUAAAUAUGUAGAAAGGUGGAAGAAAAAGUCACUCACAUUUAUCAUUUGGAUGAACAUUGCUAGGGAUAAAACAUUUUUUUUUGAGGACUGCAGAAUCUGAUUAGUUAGUAUCUGACCUUUCUUGCAGGAAAAUUGUUGAAGUUUCUUCAUUAUUUAAUUUAAUAUUUACUUAAUUUGCAUGAAUUUUAAUAUAUAUAGGCCGUAUUAGGUGAAUCUAAAAGUGAUUUAAUCAUCUGUACAAAUUUUAAAAAAUGAAAAAUGUCCAUUAAUCUGAAACUUAAGAUUAGUGUUCAAAUGUAUUGCAAAUACUUAGAACUCCCUGCCUAUUAACUUAGCAUAUCCCUUCCAAAUAAAGGCUGAACAACUUUGUUUCCUAAUAGCUCCUCCAUUCAAAUUGAUGCCAGUGCCACAAACUACACUGUGAAAUGUCCUGUAGGUGUCGCUGGGCUGAUAAGUCCCUGGAAUCUGCCACUUUACCUGCUCAGUUUUAAGAUUGCCCCAGCCUUAGCUUGUGGAAAUACGGUGGUGGCCAAGCCCAGUGAGAUGACCUCGGUGUCCUCUAGACUUUUGUGUCGGGUCUUUCAAGAAGCUGGUAAAGUUUAUAUCAGGUUAUAUGGUCACUGGGGAUGGUUGAAUAUUCCUGUAGAUUAGUACCUGAUCAAACUGCUUUUUCUCUUUACUUUGUACAAACUUACAGAGUUUUGACCUGUAAAUUAGUAUUAUUGCCAUAAUUUUUCUUUUAAAAUAAUUUGGAUGGAAACAAAAUGAAGAGGGUGAACACUUGCAAAAAAGCUUUAUGCGAUUCUUAGGUAGGAUAAGAGCAAUGAUUAAAUUGUGAUUAGUUUAGACUUUGUACAUGAAUCAUAUGUAGACCAAUGAUGUUAUCCUUGUAAGCAUGUUUAGAGGGGGUCAUGUUUAAAGUGAGGUGAGUAAUGAGGCUCAGAAGAGAUUUCAUUUUUGCAUGAGAUCAGUACAAGGUGUACAUCAGUCAUUUUGCGGUUCCAGCAUCAGAGGCAUAAAGUCUUAAGAGUCAGGACACAGUGCUUGAAGAGCUGUAAUAAAGGGAAAUGAAAUCUGAAUGAUCAUGAAUUUGAUUGUAUUUAUUUAAAUCCUUUAAGAUAGUGAGGUAAUCUUUAAGAUUUUGAGGGGAAAAAUUUUGUAAUUGUGACUUCUGCCCCGUGCUAAUGUUUCUGAGACCAUUUUUAGUUAGUAUUAUAUAAUGUGACUUGUGAACUACUUGUUUACUUUUUACUGCACAAUAACUCUGUGUGGCCUGAUACCCUGGUGUUGGAUUUUUUUACCCUCCAACAGUGAAGUAAUUUCAAAGUAAUUCCCCAUAAAGCAUCUCCUAAACAUGAACAUACUGGGGGGGGGGGGUAUUGGGGGGGGUGGGGAGUGGAGAAAAUUAAUUAUUUGAAUUGGCUUCAAUAACAUGAUUAUAACAAAGAAAAAAAAUAAUGUAAACUAAAUCUAUGGAAAUCAUAUUUCAUACUUGAAAUUAGCAGGCAUUCAGUGAGAUUACGUUGAUUUCAGGGUUGCCUAAAGGUGUUGUGAACAUUGUAUAUGGAUACGGUUGGACUGCGGGUCAGGCGCUAGUUGAACAUCCACGUGUCCCUCUCAUAUCGUUCACUGGUGGCACAGCAACAGCUGAGGUUAUCCGCAAGAGCGCCGCACAUCUGAAUAAAAAGUUUUCCCUUGAGGUAUGUCUUCUGUUGACUAGCCACCAUUAUAAACUAUUUCUGCUGCAUGUCUGGCCUUGAGAGCUGGCCCAGUAAAGUUAUUCUCUAAACAUGCUGGUACAAUGUUUUAAAAAUGUUAAAAUUGAAAAAUGUUUCUGCUUCAGUUAGGAGGAAAAAAUCCUGCCAUUAUCUUUGAAGACUGCAACUUUGAGAAGUGUGUGGAAACAACCAUCAGGUAGUUAUUUCAUUGGCAUUGGGGUCAUACUUAAUUCUACUUUUAUUAAUGAGGCAGAGAAUUGAGGGGAAAAAAACAACUUAAUUUAAAUAGUUAAAAAAUGCGUGGGUACAUAAUUUUAAACAAAUUAAAAAAAGUCUCAACUAAAAAAUUUAGAACUAACUCAUCAGGAUUCUUAUUUAUUUUACAACGAGCCUGAUACUAUCCUAGUUUUACUGCAUGAUAUUAGUUAAUUGAUUAAAAAAACUUCUUAAACUAGUUCAAAUGGUGAUCCUCUUUUUCUGUGCAAACAACCAGUUUUUUCAUUGUUUGAGCCAAGAAUUUUAUAUUUCAAUUGUGCAUUCAUUGACAGGUCCAGUUUCAUAAAUCAAGGAGAAGUGUGUUUGUGUACAAGUCGGAUUUUCGUGCAGAGGGGAAUUUAUGAAAAGUUUCUUGAGGCCUUUGUGGCUAAGACAAGGUAAUCUCUACAAUCAAUUUGACACUUCUGAUUAUUUUUUUCUUUUGAAAUUUAAAAGAGAAAAUUUGAAGCUAAUCAACUUAUUUUAUGACUAAGGAAAUCACUGACCAAUUUAUCUGGUGUUAAAUGAAUUGCAUGUCUUUGUCUUCAUUAUUUUAUUGGGUUUCUAAUCCAGGUGUCUUUUUCAGAUCUUUGAUUGUGGGUGACCCCAAAGAUGCUAAUACAUUCUGUGGAGCCCUAAUUAGCAAGCAGCACAGGGACAAAGUCAUUGGAUUUAUCGAUGAGGCAAAGAAAGGUGGGGCCACUUUGAGGUGUGGCCACAGUGUUGAGCCUUUAGAGUUACCAGAUAGGUGCCAAAAUGUGAGUUAAAUUAAGCUUGUGUAUUUUAUGUUCAGCUAUUAUACAUAUGAACGUAUUACACGCUUAAUUUAUAUUUGAAUGCUGAAUAGCCAGGAGCAAAAUGUAAAAAUAAUGUAGUCAUUUCCUUAAGGUAUGAAAGUUAAGGCAACAAUUAAAGUAAACUGAUAUCAAUUAACUAAAAAUAAAAAAUUGUACAAUUUAUAAAGGCUGAGCUCAGACUAUUGAUUUGAAGAAUAACAAAAGUCAUGCAAAAACUUCUUACACUUAAUUUAAUGAGCUAAGGAAGGAGAUGUAUUUUUUUUUUGAGAUGUGAAAAUAUUUAAAUUUAUUUAAAAAAAAAAUAUUUGCAGGGUUACUUUGUGCGUCCUACUGUAAUCACAGACCUACCUGACACUGCACCUGCCAUGACAGAUGAGAUAUUUGGACCUGUCACCUGCGUUGUGCCGUUUGAUGAUGAGGAAGAGGUAAGUUGGCUUUGCCAAAAGGCUUUACUGACUAUUUUUUUUUUCAAGAUAAAAUAGGUCCUAGCUGACGAUCUGAUAGCUGAUCUUUUAACCUUUCAAUGCAGUGCAUCCUGGCUGACACAAGGGAUCUGAUAGCUGAUCUUUUAACCUUUCAAUGCAGUUUGAGCACCUUCCUAGCUUAGAAUAGUUCACGGGGGUAAUUUUGUGUAUACACCAAAUCUCAUUUCGUUGUAACCCUUUUUAAUUAAUUUUUCUUCUCAUACUGCUGUCUUUGUUGUCAAAAGUUGUUAAACUUUCUCUUUACCUCAUAUCUGCAAGUGCAAAUGUUAAUUUAAGCCGCUGUGUCAUAUUUUACAUAAACAUUGCAAGAGACAGGGCCAGCACCUAGGAAACUCUGUGCCCCAGGCAGCUGGCAGAGUUCGGGUCCCUUCCGUUUAUCAAUCAUGAGCAUAUAUUUUAAAAACUCGAAAAAAGGCCGGCCCCUAUCUAGCGCGGGCCCCUGACAAGUGCCAUGGUUCUCCCUUCCUAGGUGUGGGCCUGCAAGAGACAAUAAACUUCAUGAGGGAAGCAUUGUGUAUACUUUCCGUAGACUGAUAACUGGAAAUAACUAGCACCCUUGUCAACUCCUAACGUCUUCUUGGAUUGAUUACAUUCGUCAGUUCUUUCAUACGUUGAAGCGUCGUACUAUUCUAACUAUCAAUUAACAAACUCAACUCCUUUUGAUAAUAACUAUAACUUUAAUAUCUAAGUAAAUAUAAUAAACAUCCUAUCACUCCAAGGUUCCACUCAAGACUGCCGCACGACUAAAACAUACGUCACAACACUGCAUAGACAAUACGUCACGACUCAGCAUAAAAAUACGUCAUAAAGACAAUGGCGGGAAGAGCGUUCACUAACUAUAAUAGUCAAGCGCGGGAAAAGCGUUCAACAACUAAUGAACAUAAUAUUGAGUCGCAACAAUUCCUAAUGAACGCUCAUACUCGACAUAUCCCCCCUCUUUCAUUUCAGAUUUUACUCAGGGAGUGAAAUCGUCACCAGACAUACAAAAUUUACAUCAAUUACAUCAAGAAGAACCCUUCAGCCAUAUGAAUGGUCCUUAUCAAAAAACAUUAUUUAGGUAUCACUGAAAAUCAAACAGAUUUAUGAUAUACUGCAAUAAAAUAAACAAUCCUUCGUACAUAAUUUUAAAUGCAAUUCAAGAGUUAAAAAUUCAUGUACCACAAUAAAAAUCAGACCAUUAAAAUUGAAUGUCAACAUUAAUUUUCAUUUUUCAUACCAAUAAAAAUAAUUAUAUUUGUAUCUCAAAAAUCCGGGCAAAUACAUCAAUAUCCUUACUGAAUUUGCAACUAUAACUAAGUUAAUCCAAAUCAUAUCAUCAAAAAGGUGUAUUUUUAAAUAAAACCAAUGGUCAUCACUAUAGAAACACAAAACUAUCUAACAUUAUUACAGGUGAGAGAUGCCUCACCACAAUUUGAGCAGCCUUUAUUUGCUCUUAAAUAACACAGCUACAGAUGGCGGGACAUAUCUUUUGUCCGUGGAUUUCACAACUUUAUGCUUCAACAUGUUUAUUAUAAUUAAAAUUAUCUCUCCCUGUUCUUUUGACCCGUGGUCAUAACUCAUGUGAAAUCUCAGUUUUACAAUACAUAUUUUUAAAUUGUUACAAAAUGAAAAACGAGUCUCAUAAAAAAGAAACUCAAACAAAUCAGGAACUUCAGGGCAAUCAUGGUAAUAGUUCAUUUUAACAGAUUCAUUUUGUUUAACAAUACAAUCAAAAUGCUCACCUCCCAACUCAUGGACCUGACAUCUCACCUCCUCUUGAAAAUCAUACACAAGUGCACCUUUAGAGCUGGCAGCGCUCUCUUUAACACUUUCAACAUUGGUUUCCAACAUAAUGUUAGAGCACUCCUGGCUCUCAAAAUCCGGACAACCUUCAUUCACAUUACUUAGGAAUUUAUUUUCAUUGCAACUAUCUGUAACAUGUACAUUUGAGCAGCCCUGGCUCACAUUUACAGGUGAUUCAUUAUCAUUACAACUAUCCGUAAUAAUAUGAAAAUUUGAGCAGCCCUGGCUCACAUUUACAUGUGAUUCAUUAUCGUUACAACUAUCCGUAACAAUAUGAAAAUUUGAGCAGCCCUGGCUCACAUUACCUAUUGAUUCAUCAUCAAUACAGCUCUCUGUAUAAAAUUUUGAGCAACCCUUGCUCAUAACAACUUGAGAUACAUUUUCAUUGCAGAUCUCUGCAGUAACAUCAAAACCUGAGCACACCUGGCUCACAUUAUCAACUAAUUCAUAUUCAUUACCAGUACAUAUCUCUGUAAAAAUAUCAACAUUUGAGCAACCUUUGCUCACAUUACACAGUGACUCAUUUACAUCACAAUAAUUAUCAACAACAAUUUUCUCUCCUUCCCCCACCUCAGGGAUUACACUCACCUCAUCACCUUUACACAAAAAAUCAGACACUUUAACUUCAGGACUUACAUUAUCUGAUGGCUCACCAUGAGAUACAACAAAAAUCAUGUCCUCAGACAUUAGAACAGGGUUCUCUUUGAUUUCAAUGCCGCCCGUUUCCAUAACAACCAGUUCAUUACAUACUGUGGCGCUGGGACAAUCCCCUACAUACGUCCACCUAAGGUCAUUUCCAAUGACUUCUACCUUAUUAAAUUGUCGUCCCCUUUCUUCUUUACAUUGGAAUUCCUGGGAUACACCAACUACUUCAACCUCGUUUUGACAUGAAUCUAAAGCUAUAUCUGUACCCUUUGCCACUGGGGGUAUGUCAACACGGUCAACGGUGUCCUUUUUAACGUUAGCCGACGGAUCAAUUAACAAAUCACUGUCAUUUCCAUUAAAAAAAAUUGAGUCGUCAGCAAAGGCAAUAAUAUCAUUUUGUUCCUCAGUAUCUUUAGCCAUGAACUGUGGUUGCGAGGCCGGCUCUUGCCUGGGGUCAGGAUCAUGAGUAUGUCCACCGUUAUCCACAUAUUUGUUUUCACUUACAUUAAUAGAAACUCUAUUAAAAUUUUUAUAGGGAUUCUCACAGUGAAUGCUGGCAAUGCCAUAAUAUAUUUCUUCCUCUUGACUCUCGUCAUCGUCACUGUCGCUAUAAUAAUAUGCCUGUCUCUUUAAAAUAAUUUCCCGUCGUUCUGCCUUUAAUUUUGCCAGUCUAGUUUCUCUAUCAAGUUUAUCUAGUUCAAAUUGUCUCUGACUCUGUUUAUCUCUAUCUAUACGUUCUUUCUGUCUCUGUCUAUAUAUACGUUCAUUCUCUCUCUGUCUACAUAUACGUUCUUCCUCUCUCUUUCUAUCUAUACGUUCUUCCUCUCUGGCUCUAAGUUCCUCCUCUCUCUCUUCCCGUACGUGUUCUUCGAACUUAACUCUUAUAUACUCCUCUAGGUUCUCUCCCGUAUAAAGAAGUAACACACCCACAUGCCUAAUUUCUUCUAAACUCCAUUUCCUACUGACAUAUCCAGCCAUAGCAAUGCAAAUUAAGGCUUUUAAGGGUGAUCAUACAGUAAACAAGAAUUAGGUUUAAGGACCAAUCGCAGUCUGUUUAAACUAACUCUAGCAAAAAUCUAAGUUCUACCCAGGUAAAAAAAAUGUUAAUACAUCAGUCAUAAGAAAAUUAAUGCCAAAAAUGUUUUAAACAAUAAAAAUCCAACUUGCCUGGUUUGUGGAAAGUCCUAUAGAAUUUAAAUAUUAUUCAAAACACACACUGGGCUUAAUUAAGUGUCAAUGGUUCUUUACUGUCAAUAGUUCUCUCACAAACUUCAAUUGUCCUAUAUGGCGAUCUUGGGACACAGUCAUUGAGGUGUGGGUGACCGGGACGGGUCACGGGACAUCGGCAGCUCACUGGACAGAAUGUAGGCGAAUCGCCGACACUGGACAGUUCGUGGGUAACUCACCAAUACAGGAUCGGGCAUGUGCAGCUUGAUGCAGGACGGGACGUUGGUGGCUCGUUGAAGCAGGACAGGGCGCUGUUCAACUGGGUGACCGGGACGGGUCACGGGACAUCACAGCUCACUGGACACGAAGUUGGUAGCUCACUACCGACAGGACGUAGAUAACUCGAUACAGGGAAAUGCGUAGUUAAUUCACUGGAACUCAACUGGACGUUGGCGACUUGACGAAGGUCAGGGCUGGGUAUUUCACUGGAACUGAACACGAAGUUGGUAGCUCACUACCGAAGGAACGUAGAUAACUCGAUACGUGGAGGGGCGUAGUUAACUCACUGGAACUGAACAGGACGUUGGCAACUUGAUAACGGACAGGGCGUAGUUAAUUUGCUGUAACUGGACACGACAUUGGUAACUUCAUACAGGGCAGGACGUAGUUAUUUCACUGGAACUGGACAGGACGUUGGCAACUUGAUAACGGGCAUGGCGUAGUUAUUUCACUGGAACUGGACACGAGGUUAGUAACUUGAUAACGGGCAGGACGUAGUUAUUUCACUGGAACUGGACAGGACGUUGUCAACUUGAUAACGGGCAGCGGGGCCCCGACAUUGAAAUACGGGAACAUGCCACGAUGGUUGUAACUUCACUAAAGUUGAAUAAUGAGAAUGUUCUUGUACUUUACCUCAAGUAUAAAAAUAACGAGGUUCACCAAUCCCGGAUGAGAAGCCCCCAUGUCAACUCCUAACGUCUUCUUGGAUUGAUUACAUUCGUCAGUUCUUUCAUACGUUGAAGCGUCGUACUAUUCUAACUAUCAAUUAACAAACUCAACUCCUUUUGAUAAUAACUAUAACUUUAAUAUCUAAGUAAAUAUAAUAAACAUCCUAUCACUCCAAGGUUCCACUCAAGACUGCCGCACUACUACAACAUACGUCACAACACUGCAUAGACAAUACGUCACGACUCAGCAUAAAAAUACGUCAUAAAGACAAUGGCGGGAAGAGCGUUCACUAACUAUAAUAGUCAAGCGCGGGAAAAGCGUUCAACAACUAAUGAACAUAAUAUUGAGUCGCAACAAUUCCUAAUGAACGCUCAUACUCGACAACCCUCUUUUGCCUCAGUCCCAAGGAUUUGCAAUAUUUUCAUGUUUAACUGUAUUGAAAUUCAUCUGUUUUCCUUUUAGACCACGUGAUGCCAUGUAAAAAAAUAUUGAACAUGUUAAAGAGAGAUCAAGACUAUGCUUAGUUUGUGUGUGUUGAAUACAUCAUGAUACUUAAACCCCACCUCCCCCCAAACCACUUUUUGAAUCAACUACCUAGUUGGAUAUCAUAAACUUUAAGGCAAUAUAUAUAUAUAUAUAUAUAUAUAUAUAUAUAUAGAGAGAGAGAGAGGCAUCAAAGAAAUUUUCUGUUGAGUUUGUGAAAUGUUAAAGUUCUCUUGUUUUAUUCAGGUUAUUGCUAGAGCCAAUUCUGCCCGUUAUGGACUUAGUGCCACGCUGUGGACAGAAAAUGUGUCAAGAGUGCAUAGGAUUGCCCCCAAGCUAGAUGUAAGUGAUGCGCUCCUCUGACUAAUAACUUGUUUGAUAACUUCAAUAUCGAGUGUUAACAUCAAAUAUUUGAACAAAUAUUCAAGAUUAUUAUUUUUUUUUAAAAUGAAGAAUUUGAUUAAUUUUUUUUCCUCAGUGUUGUUAACUCUUAAGAUUGUUAAUAUUUAUUUGUCAUAUCAUCGAACAAUUAAAAAUAUACUUGCUUAUGGUUUAAAAAAAAUGAUGUGUUUAAUUUGGUGCUAAGGAUGGUAUGGUACUUUGUUUCAGUUAAAUGUGUUGUAAUUUUGGCAAAAAAUUGUUGCAGGCUGGAACAGUUUGGGUGAACUGCUGGUUGGUUCGUGACCUCAAUAUGCCCUUUGGUGGAAUGAAGGAUUCUGGGACAGGCCGGGAAGGUGGCAAGUACUCGACAGAAUUCUUCACAGAGGAGAAAACCAUCUGUAUUCAGCAUUAGAUUACAGUCUCUCUGACACAUUCAGGCUGCUGAUUUCAAAGUUAUUUCAGUGGGUCAGUUAUUUCAGUCGGUCAGUUAUUUCAGUGAUUCAGUUAUUUCAGCAAGCAAAGCAUGAAUUAUGUUAAAUUGAUAGUUCAUAAAAGUUUAUGGAGUUAUAAGUGAUGAAUAGCUCAUGCAUUUAUAUGUCAAUACUGGCAAAUUCCAAUUUACGUCUGCUUUGUCUCACACAUGUUUUCAUAUCACCCUUACGACAUUGGUUUGAAAUACUAAUUUUGUCUCAUUGUUUCAAUGGAAAAAAAAAAAAAAAAAAAAGAGAGAUACAAGCAAAGAAAUCUGAUUUUAAACUGAUUAUAAUUUGUGUUUGGUCACACAGUGUUGGGGGUCUGUGAAUAUGUGUGUGUGUAUUGUGGGGGUUAGUACACAUUGUAUUUGUAUCUGUUGUUGUGGAUCUGUGUAUGUGUAUUUGUAUGUGUUGUUUGGGGAUAUUUGUAUGUUUGGUUGGGGAUCUGUGUAUGUGUAUUUGUAGGUGUUGUUGGGGAUCUGUGUAUGUGUAUUUGUAGGUGUUGUUGGGGAUCUGUGUAUUUGUAGGUGUUGUUGGGGGAUCUUUGUAUAUUUGUAUGUUUUGUUGGGGGAACUGUGUAUGUGUAUUUGCAUGUGUUGUUGGGGAUCUGUGUUUGUGUAUUUGUAUGUGUUCAUUAAAAGAGGAUAAACAAUGCAUACAUUUCAUUAUUUUAAAUGUAUGCCGUGGACUCAUUAAAUCUUAUUAAAUUGUUGUAAUUUGUCUGCUCCAAGCUAUGGUUAAACAUGUUAUUAUUUUUUAAAUAAAAAUUGCUCAGGGUUUAUAGUAUUAUUGUUUUAAAAUUUAAUGUCACCAUUAAAUUGUUCUGUUGUUUUAUGUUUAAAAUGUCCAUUCCUGAUAUGUUGCCAGUAUUGAUUUAUUCUUAUUUUCAUGGUUAUUUACCAGGACACAUUGUAUAUACAUUAAAAUAUUUGUGAUUUAUUUCUUAAAAGGUCUUCACAGGAAACAUUGACUUAGAUAUAUUAAUAUAUCAAUUGAAUUUGGGGUUUUGGGAAAUACUAACCAGAUGCCUCUUUUAUGUUGAACACACCCCCCCCCCUUUCCAUUGUAUUGUAUGGUAGAGGUCAUAGUCAC
Molecule: messenger RNA, 13209 nt
Organism: Lymnaea stagnalis (great pond snail)
Lineage: Eukaryota; Metazoa; Mollusca; Gastropoda; Lymnaeidae
Source: the annotation of a GenBank genome assembly